AUGUCCCCUUUCCUAUUUCUUGUCAAGUUCAUCGGUACAAAGAAUCUGUUAAACAUCAAAUUUAGCCAAAGAAUAAUUGCUGCUUUGGACGCAAUUCGACAGACUAUAGGGGCAUACUCCGACGGAGCUCUUAUUACUCGUGGAAAUAACACGAAGUUUAUUCGCACAGUAUACAGAAGCCCACAGGUCAGCCAGAAUUCAUUAGAGGAUAUACACCGCUUUUACCCUCUCUUGCAUGCUAUUAUGGAUUUGCCAUUUCCAACGAUAGCUCCAGUUACAGAGCAUACUUUCUGCGGCGGUUGUUCUUUAGCUCUUGCACAUGACUAUCGCACUAAGAAUGCCGAACGCGGUUUUAUCUCUAGGCCUCUACUUGACCUUGAGAUGCAUUCUUCGGGCAUUGGUGUGCUUCCUAAGCGAAAACUAAGCCCACAAGCAACGCGAAAGAUGCUCCUGGAAGGGGACAAGUUUACCAGGAAAGAGGCACUGGAAGACCGAGUUGUCGACUUCACUGCAUCUCCCGAACAAUUGCUGGAUGCUGCGGUAGAACUUGCUAAUAAAUAG
Messenger RNA from Talaromyces proteolyticus, 561 nucleotides. Its product is annotated as putative carnitinyl-CoA dehydratase. Gene Ontology annotation, molecular function: enoyl-CoA hydratase activity; delta(3)-delta(2)-enoyl-CoA isomerase activity. The record is from RefSeq and is a predicted model, not a curated record. Gene Ontology annotation, biological process: fatty acid beta-oxidation. NCBI's taxonomy places the organism in Eukaryota, Fungi, Ascomycota, Eurotiomycetes, Eurotiales, Trichocomaceae. The transcript is spliced from 4 exons. Gene Ontology annotation, cellular component: peroxisome. Bases 1 to 561 code for a protein of 186 amino acids.